CAAAACCCGAACGUCCCGACCGGAUGUAUCGAUUGUUGUCAAACACUGACAUUUGAAUUUUAUUUCGGUUUUAUUUUCCGUUAUUAUACACACGCCCAAGAAGAAUUUGCCCGGCAAAAGCACUAGCUAUUUCUUUGUUCUCUCAAAGUUCAAGAUGACUUCCACGGGUGUUAAUGUUGGUUUCUCAGCGGAUAAAAACUCAAGUAGAGUACUAAGACCACCUGGUGGUGGUCACACUGAUAUUUUUGGGGCCCCUGAUCCACCAGUUAAGAAAGACACAGGUCGUAACGCCUCAUCGAUUUUGGAGGGAACAAACAGUCAGGUGGCCGCCCCUAGUCCGAAAAAAGAAGCAGCUCCACAACCACCACAAAAAGCUGAACCACCUGCAGCAGAUGCAGCGCCAGCUCGUACUAGAGUCCCACCAGGUGGCUUUUCCUCGGGCCUUUGGUAGAGAACCAUAGACUGGAAGAAACUAAUUUUCUUGUAUGUUAACCUAUUAGCUUUUAUAACGAUUUUAUAUACCUAAAAAUGGACCAUUAAGUUUCCUUUUGACAUUCUUAUUUAUAAAAAAUUGUUAAAAAGAUAUUUUGAUACUAAUUUAUUUAUGCAUGCAAAAAUUUAUAAAGAAAAAUUCUAGUAUUCACGUGCUUAACGUUUUAGCUUUUGAUAACCAAAUCUAAUAAAGUAAUUUUUGUAUGUAUUUAAAAUAAAAUUUUAGUGAUAAU
Molecule: messenger RNA, 725 nt
Organism: Sitophilus oryzae (rice weevil)
Lineage: Eukaryota; Metazoa; Arthropoda; Insecta; Coleoptera; Curculionidae
Exons: 2
Coding region: 155-451 (98 amino acids)
Cellular component (GO): nucleus
Source: RefSeq, a predicted model, not a curated record